Messenger RNA from Austrofundulus limnaeus, 1638 nucleotides. RefSeq names its product gamma-crystallin D. Gene Ontology annotation, molecular function: structural constituent of eye lens. The transcript has 5 exons. The coding region runs from base 567 to 1595 and encodes 342 amino acids. Gene Ontology annotation, biological process: visual perception; lens development in camera-type eye. The record is from RefSeq and is a predicted model, not a curated record. Lineage: Eukaryota; Metazoa; Chordata; Actinopteri; Cyprinodontiformes; Rivulidae.
GUGUUACACAAAACCAACAGCUGCAAAAUAAAUUAUGMUGCCAUAUUCUGGUGAUCCCACAUUGUUCUUCAUCUACUAAAUUCUAGACACAUUUGUACAUUUCCACCACACUAAUGAAAUUCUUACAUAAAUAGAUGUACCAUGGGCUGUAAAUGCACUUUUUAACUCUGCAAAACAAACUUUUAGGAUCACAGCAUCAAGGAAUUAUUUUGUACAGCAUAGUCACUCUAUAAAAAGCCACCAGGUUUCUAGUUUCAUGCCAGUUCAGGAUGUGAAGUUUUUUGACACCGACACAAAGAUGAAACAAAGGUUUUACAGUAAAAUAACCAAUCAGGUCUUUGGCAGCUAACUGGGACCCUCUGCCUUURACUGUUCCAGCAUGUGUUUGAUAGCAAGUCAUCAUCAGGCUCCAACAAAGGCAAAUCAAACAACARGGGGCUAUUCUGCUGAUAUUUAAAUCUGCCCCAUUUGAGUAUCAAAGACUUUUGCCACACUCUGCACAUUUUGUUUACGGAUAAAUACUUUGAUGGAGCUGCAGCAAAGAAUGAGGUCUGCAGUGCGUCCAAAUGGGAAAGAUCACUUUUUUCGAAGAGAAGAAGUUCCAGGGCCGCUGCUACAACUGCAGCAGCGAGUGCGCCGACCUGCACACGCACUUCAGCCGCUGCAACUCCAUCCGGGUGGAGAGUGGCGUGUGGGUCAUCUACGAGAGGCCCAACUACAAGGGCUUCCAGUACGUCCUUACCCCGGGGGAGUACGCCGACAGCCAGCAGUGGAUGGCCUUCAGCGACAACGUCAAGUCCUGCCGAGGCGUGAAGAAUGUUUACGGCAGUGCCUGCAAGCUGAGGCUCUACGAGAGGCCAGACUUCAGCGGUCAGAUGGUGGAGUGCUCCGAUGACUGUUCUUCGGUCUAUGAUACCUACAAGAUGCGUGAGGCCUACUCCUGUGUGGUAACAGAUGGCGCCUGGGUCUUGUAUGACCUCCCCAACUACAGGGGGCACCAGUACCUUCUGGAGCGGGGCGAAUACCGACAGCACAGCGACUGGGGGGCGUCCUCGCCCGGUGUUGGUUCCUUCCGCAGGAUCAUCAUUUUCUACGAGGACAGGAACUUCCAGGGUCGAUACCAUGAGUGCGUCAAUGACUCCAGUGAGAUGCACACAUACAUCAGCCGCUGCAAAUCCAUCAAAGUGCUGGGAGGAUUCUGGGUAGUCUACGAGAGACCAAAUUACAUUGGACACCAGUACGUGUUGAGUCCAGGAGAGUAUCCGGACUACCAGUACUGGCUGGGCAUUAACGACGCCAUCAGGUCUUGUCGCAUCAUACGACAAGUGGGGAGCUCGUGGAGAAUGACCAUUUGGGAGAAGCCGAACUUCGAGGGCGAAUCCUUGGAGCUGAGGGAAAACAUGCCGACCUUCCUUGAGCUCUGGCAGAACCGAGACGUCCACUCCUGCAAAGUGUWGGAAGGAGCCUGGAUCUUCUAUGAGCAUCCCAACUACAGGGGGCGCCAGAUGCUGCUGGAGAAGGGCGAGUACAGGCAGUACUCUGAGUGGGGGGGCCGGGAUCCCACUGUUGGGUCCAUCCGCCGGGUUAAAAGCUAAAGCAGUUUGAAGACGAAGUGUUUCUGAAAACCAUCUAUGAAAA